CGUUAAGGCUGAAAGACGUGGUGGUCGUUUGCAGUUUGCAGAGAGUUAGAGUUGUACGAAAAACCAAACAUUCUCCUGCAUUUUGGAUUAUGCGGACUGUAAUUCCAAUUGCUAAUGCUCGUAAUCUUCUUCAUCAAGCGUCGUAUAACAAUCACACUUCAUCAUCACUCUCAUUCCCAGUCUUUCGCCUCGCUGCCGGUAGCCUUCAGCGCAAUGUUCAUCAUGCUUUAUGUUUCCACCCUCGUCCUCUAUCCAUUUUUUGGAUCGUCAGAGCUGACAAACCUCAAAGAAUACAAUCGGCUCGAGCCACUAAGGAUGAUCAAUUGCCAUUGGAGCGUGGAGGUCAGAAAGAUUUGGGUGGAGUGGGGGCGGAAGAAGCUACCCUUUUAGGAGAAAACAGUGGCAUUAUCUCCGCCUGUUUUGUUGGUCUCCUCACUGGCCUCUGUGUUGUUCUCUUCAACAACGCGGUGCACGAAAUCCGUGAUAUUUGCUGGGACGGAAUCCCAUCUCGAGGUGCUUCAUGGUUAAGAGAGUUGCCAAACGAGAAAAUGUGGAUGCGAGUAAUCUUGAUACCCACUUGUGGAGGAUUAAUCGUUAGCUUGUUGAACAUUUUUCAAACUACCUUUUUAGAUGAAGGAGAUUCAGCAGAUAGGUUAAAAGCUGUUAUGAAACCGAUACUGAAAGGGGUAGCAGCUGCUGUAACACUUGGAACUGGGAAUUCUCUUGGCCCUGAAGGUCCAAGUGUUGAGAUUGGCGCAUCAGUUGCUAAAGGAAUCGGUUCAUUGUUUGAUAAAAAUGCUCAAAGAAAACUUUCUCUUAAAGCUGCAGGAUCAGCUGCUGGAAUUUCAUCUGGGUUCAACGCUGCUGUUGCUGGAUGCUUUUUCGCUGUUGAAUCAGUGUUAUGGCCAUCACCUGCUGAGUCAUCAUUAUCACUCACCAAUACAACAUCAACAGUUAUUCUCAGUGCUGUGAUAGCUUCUGUAGUAUCAGAAAUCGGCCUUGGAUCUGAACCUGCAUUCACUGUUCCAGAUUAUGAUUUCCGUUCAGCAACCGAACUUCCAUUAUACCUUCUAUUAGGUAUCUUUUGUGGGCUUGUAUCUUUAAGCUUUUCUUCAUGCACAUCAUGGAUGAUGAUGACAACAAACAAGAUUCAAAACACCUUCUCCAUACCAAAACCAGUAUUCCCAAUACUUGGUGGCUUUACAGUUGGGCUCAUAGCCUUGUUGUAUCCAGAAAUUCUCUAUUGGGGAUUUGAAAAUGUUGAUACCCUUUUAGAGACACGACCCUUUGUGAAAGCUACUGGAAUGGCAUAUGGGAAAAUAUUCGGUUCUUUCAUUCCUCAGUUUAACUCAAUCUUUCAUAUAUCAGGCAUGGAGGUUGCAUCACCACAAGCAUAUGGCCUUGUUGGGAUGGCUGCUACACUUGCAGGGGUGUGUCAAGUGCCACUUACUUCAGUGUUGCUUUUAUUUGAGCUUACACAUGAUUAUCGAAUAGUGUUGCCACUUUUGGGAGCUGUAGGGUUAUCUUCAUGGAUAACAUCAAGGUCUUUAAAGAAAAAGGAUGAUGGUGAAAAUGAUUUUUCAAAAAAGAAAGAGAAUGAAAACAAUAAUAAGUUUGGGACGAAAGAGCUUCUUGUAUCGGAAGCCAUGAGAAGAGAGUAUGUGAGUGUGGUUUACUCACACUUGGAGAUAUACAAGACUUUUCUUGCAGGGCUUUGGAAACAAGAGAACACCUUGUAUGGUUUUCCACACUCAACAAACCCACAACUUGAUUUAGAGAGAGAUAUAAUUUUUAGGUGCAUGCCAAUGUGAGGAAACUUCAAGGGGAAAAUGAAAGAUGUUAAUAGAGAAAUUGGUUUGGGUGUAGUUUUAUACAACAUUCAAGUUGACGUGUUUAUCCAAAAGAAAUUGUAAAAAGAAAAGUUGGGUUGCGAGGACAAUUCAAAGAUAUGCUUAAAAAACUAGAAAUUGAAAAAUAUACAAAGAUUAGAUUAGAAAAGUUAAGAGAUCAAGGGAUAAGGUGUGGCCUUACAGUUAUAUGGGAAUCUUGGUGUAUGUAAUGUGUAUGUGUGUAUAUAGCAUUUGUUAUUGUUUCAAAUGUGGUAAAGGAAUAAGAAUACUCUCAAGUUGUUUUAGAUAAUUAAGCAGAGACGUGAUGGUGAUGUGUUCCAAUAUUUAUUAUGAAAUUUUGAUAAAUGUGAAUUCACAGGUUUUAUAUAUGAAUUAUGAG
Molecule: messenger RNA, 2229 nt
Organism: Lactuca saligna
Lineage: Eukaryota; Viridiplantae; Streptophyta; Magnoliopsida; Asterales; Asteraceae
Source: the annotation of a GenBank genome assembly